Messenger RNA from Clonostachys rhizophaga, 1488 nucleotides. Lineage: Eukaryota; Fungi; Ascomycota; Sordariomycetes; Hypocreales; Bionectriaceae. The record is from the annotation of a GenBank genome assembly.
AUGCUACGGCGAAAUAUCCGCCGUGAACCAGGCGGCGGCGGCGGAACUCGCGGUCAAUGGAAAGAAGUGCAGAUCAAAGUAUACGGAACUACCAAAAGAAGGUCGGACCUAAAGAGACGAGAAAAGGAAAGGACUGAAGAAUCCGCAUACCUUGGCCCAGCCCCAGAAGGUUUGUUUGAGUGCCGAUUGGUAAUUCCGAACGCAGACCAAUUUCCAAAUGGCCUUGAAAAUCUUUCUGGAUUGGAUACCGUGAGGCAGAGUCAGCGAGUCUGGAUCAAUGUAGUCGAACCGGACGUUUUGUCGGUUCGCAGCAAGACUAUGGCCAAUUUGCGAGAGGCUAUGGGUGCAAUUAACUGGGCUUUCCAUGACAUGAGGCUCUCGGUUGAAAACCCGGCGGCUCAAUUCAUAGUCCAAAUGCCCAAAUAUGCCCACGCAGAGGGUCCAGUCUUUGUUGAUCUGGGUGCCCGCCCAGUCAUUGGAGAGACAGACGCACCCAAUGAAGCCAGGGAAGCCAACGUCAUCGUGAACGACCUCGUUGGGAAAAUCGCACCUGGCUUAUCAGGCUCGAUGGAAACUCUCAGGGGUUUGGACAAAGACCUCUCGAUGCGUGCUCACCUUGGACGGAUCAACAUUCGCCAGAAGAAGACGGGGGCGGGCAGAGAAUUCUCUCUCAAGCAAUUCGAGCAACUCAUGAAGACUUACUCCAUCCGCGGAGGAGCUAGUCUGAACUCCGAAUUGGCCGAUGUGCAAUUUGUUGACAAUGUCAUUGACUGGUUCAGCAACCCAGCCCAUGGGCUAGUCGAGGAGGCGGGCGAGUUGGAAUGCAAAUGCACACUCGCAAUAGUGAGUCCAGAGUGCGAGUUGGGUGGAACAGUUCAAGAUGUGUCUGGACCAAGCCCUCAAGUUUGGCUAGAAAAUCCAUUUUCUUUCGAGCAACAUCCCAGACUUGACUGCACAGUGGCCUCCCCGGAUAGACAAUUCGACUGGAACUUUGAAGUUCAUGCCGGUAUCAUUAUGGAUACUGCUCCUAACGGAAUGCGAACAAUGUUACAAAACCUGCCAAUGUCAGGAGCAAAGACUCCGGAUGUCAGCCGUCAUCUCAUAUUCCCCACGCUCAAGAAAUUACGACCCAACCAUAUCGACACGAGUGUCAACGAGACCAAGCUGAAGAGUUCAGUGCUUCUACCGAUGAUAGGAACGCCGUAUGUGAUUAAGAUCAGCAUAACGAAAUCCUGGAAAGGCUCCGAAGUGACCGUUGCACCAACUAUCACAUGGAGUAUUGAGUUCUAUGGCAUGCACUGGAACGAAAUUAUCAAUACGGCGAGCCGAGAUGGCCGAAAGAAGGACUGGGGCAAGGAUAUGGACAAGAUCUGGGCAGGAUCUGACCCAAGUCUGGAGUCCAGGCUUGGGGAUUUCCUCCACUGUAUCUUGCGUAUCCAGGCGGCCUUGGAUGAUUUGGUAGCCAGCCGGGCACAGCAAUCUGAGUAG